Penicillium nucicola is the source of this 1266-nucleotide messenger RNA. RefSeq lists its product as uncharacterized. Bases 1 to 1266 code for a protein of 421 amino acids. The record is from RefSeq and is a predicted model, not a curated record. Lineage: Eukaryota; Fungi; Ascomycota; Eurotiomycetes; Eurotiales; Aspergillaceae. Gene Ontology annotation, molecular function: FMN binding; oxidoreductase activity. The transcript is spliced from 4 exons.
AUGAGUGACCCCAACAACCCUCAUAUCAAGAACCGCACCACGCCCCAAUGGGGUCUCUACCAACGCGAGAACUUUUUGAAGCAGAACGAAGGACAGGCGCCACUGUUCAACACUGAUCCUCGAAAACUAGAAGAAAGAGCCAAAGAAAAGCUCAGCGAAGGCGGCUGGUACUACGCCUCCUCCAACGCAGGACUCUCAAACACGCACCUGACAAACCGACAAUCCUUCUACCGCCACCGACUAAUCCCUAACCAACUAAUCGACACCAACAACCGCGACACCAGCACCGAAAUCUUCAACCACAAAGUAUCAGCCCCGAUCGGCUUCGCCCCAAUAGGAAUCAACAAGAUCUACCACGCAGCCGGCGAAAGCGCCGUCGCAAAAGUCGCCGGCGAACUCAACCUCCCCUACUGCCUCUCCACAGCCGGCAGCACAUCAAUCGAAGACGUAGGAAAAGCCAACGGACCCGGUAACCCGCGCUUCUACCAGCUGUACAUGCCGCACGACGACGAGCUGACCGUGUCCCUGCUGACAAGAGCAUGGGAGGCGGGCUUUGACGCGCUGAUGCUGACGACGGACACAUGGCAGCUUGGAUGGCGACACGACGAUGUGUCGGCGUCGAACUAUGCGUUUUACCGUGGAUUCGGGGCGGAUUUGGGGCUUUCGGAUCCUGUCUUUCGGAAACGGUGUCGGGAGAGCGGGAUCGAUCCCGAUGUCGAUGUUGUUGCGGCUUCGGUGAAGUGGAUUGAUUCUGUUUGGCAUGGGCGGGCGUGGUCGUGGGAGAAGAUUCCUUGGUUGAUUGAGACUUGGAAGGGGAUUAGUGGGGGGAGGCCGUUUGCUAUCAAGGGGAUUCAGUCGGUUGGUGAUGCGCGGCGGUGUGUUGAGUUUGGGGUUGAUGGGAUUGUGGUUAGUAACCAUGCUGGACGGCAGGUUGAUGGGGCGGUUGCUAGUCUUGAUGCUUUGGAGAGUAUUGCGGAAGCUGUUGGGGAGAAGAUUUAUGUUAUGUUUGAUUCGGGGGUGAGGGGGGCGAGUGAUGUUGUGAAGGCUUUGGCGCUUGGAGCGAGGUUUGUUUUCGUGGGACGGUUGUGGAUUUGGGGGUUGAGUAUUGCUGGGGAGGAGGGUGUGAGGCAUGUGAUGAAAUCUUUGUUGGCUGAUUUGGAUAUUUUGAUGGGCGUUGCUGGGUUUAAUGGGGUUGGGGACUUUGAUCGCUCAAUUCUUGAUUCUGGUCCGAAGAAUUACUCGUUGAUUCCACAGAAGAGCCUGUGA